GACUUGGCACCAAGAGACAUUUCUGGAACCUCUGACCCCUUUGCCAGAAUCCUCUUCAAUAACCACAGUGCAGAGACUUCGGUGAGGAGGGAGAUGAGCUGGAUAACAUGUACAUGACUGAAUUAAUCGCCAACUUUAGUGGAGACAAAGACUGAUUAUGUGAAAUACUAUAUGAAAUGUUUUUCUUCUGUGUUUGUCUGUCAGAUCAUUAAGAAGACUCGUUACCCACACUGGGGUGAGACCCUGGAGUUGGAGCUUGAGACAGAGGAGCUGUCUGAGGGAGGUACUGUCACAGUGGAGGUCUGGGACUGGGACAUGGUGGGCAAAAAUGACUUCCUGGGAAAGGUGAAGAGGUUAUGUUUCUAAAGUCCAAUCCCUCUUACUUAUGUUAAUCUAUGAGGACAUGUUAUACUUAUUUCUACUAUAUACAAUGAUUCAUACUUUUACAAAUACAAAUACAGUGGGGAAAAAAAGUAUUUAGUCAGCCACCAAUUGUGCAAGUUCUCCCACUUAAAAAGAUGAGAGAGGCCUGUAAUUUUCAUCAUAGGUACACGUCAACUAUGACAGACAAAAUGAGGGAAAAAAAUCCAGUAAAUCACAUUGUAGGAUUUUUAAUGAAUUUAUUUGCAAAUUAUGGUGGAAAAUAAGUAUUUGGUCAAUAACAAAAGUUUCUCAAUACUUUGUUAUAUACCCUUUGUUGGCAAUGACACAGGUCAAACGUUUUCUGUAAGUCUUCACAAGGUUUUCACACACUGUUGCUGGUAUUUUGGCCCAUUCCUCCAUGCAGAUCUCCUCUAGAGCAGUGAUGUUUUGGGGCUGUCGCUGGGCAACACAGACUUUCAACUCUCUCCAAAGAUUUUCUAUGGGGUUGAGAUCUGGAGACUGGCUAGGCCACUCCAGGACCUUGAAAUACUUCUUACGAAGGCACUCCUGGCGGUGUGUUUGGGAUCAUUGUCAUGCUGAAAGACCCAGCCACGUUUCAUCUUCAAUGCCCUUGCUGAUGGAAGGAGGUUUUCACUCAAAAUCUCACGAUACAUGGCCCUAUUCAUUCUUUCCUUUACACGGAUCAGUCGUCCUGGUCCCUUUGCAGAAAAACAGCCCCAAAGCAUGAUGUUUCCACCCCCAUGCUUCACAGUAGGUAUGGUGUUCUUUGGAUGCAACUCAGCAUUCUUUGUCCUCCAAACACGACGAGAUGAGUUUUUACCAAAAAGUUAUAUUUUGGUUUCAUCUGACCAUAUAACAUUCUCCCAAUCCUCUUCUGGAUCAUCCAAAUGCACUCUAGCAAACUUCAGACGGGCCUUGACAAGUACUGGCCUAAGCAGGGGGACACGUCUGUCACUGCAGGAUUUGAGUCCCUGGCGGCGUAGUGUGUUACUGAUGGUAGGCUUUGUUACUUUGGUCCCAGCUCUCUGCAGGUCAUUCACUAGGUCCCCCCGUGUGGUUCUGGGAUUUUUGCUCACCGUUCUUGUGAUCAUUUUGACCCCACAGGGUGAGAUCUUGCGUGGAGCCCCAGAUCGAGGGAGAUUAUCAGUGGUCUUGUAUGUCUUCCAUUUCCUAAUAAUUGCUCCCACAGUUGAUUUCUUCAAACCAAGCUGCUUACCUAUUGCAGAUUCAGUCUUCCCAGCCUGGUGCAGGUCUACAAUGUUGUUUCUGGUGUCCUUUGACAGCUCUUUGGUCUUGGCCAUAGUGGAGUUUGGAGUGUGACUGUUUGAGGUUGUGGAAAGGUGUCUUUUAUAAUGAUAACAAGUUCAAACAGGUGCCAUUAAUACAGUUAACGAGUGGAGGACAGAGGAGCCUCUUAAAGAAGAAGUUACAGGUCUGUGAGAGCCAGAAAUCUUGCUUGUUUGUAGGUGACCAAAUACUUAUUUUCCACCAUAAUUUGCAAAUAAAUUCAUUAAAAAUCCUACAAUGUGAUUUUCUGGAGAAAGAAAAUCUCAAUUUGUCUGUCAUAGUUGACGUGUACCUAUGAUGAAAAUUACAGGCCUCUCUCAUCUUUUUAAGUGGGAGAACUUGCACAAUUGGUGGCUGACUAAAUACUUUUUUUCCCCACUGCAGUUUCAGUUUAGUGUAUGAUGUAUUGGUUAUUUGUUUUCAUGCUCAGGUGGAAAUCCCUUUUGCUUGCCUGCACAAGACACCUCUGGUACAGGGUUGGUUUCGUCUGCUGCCCCUGGGAAACAAUGAGGAUGAUGCUGGGUAAGGAGUGUGUGGGUGUUAGUGUGGUUUUGUGGAUGUGUAUCGGUUUGUGUUUGUGUGUGUAAGAGAGAGAGGGAGGGGGGGUGUUUUUUAAAAUAUAUAUGACUUGAGGACAUACAGUGCAUUCUGAAAGAAUUCAGACCCCUUGAGUUUUUCAAAAUGUUGUACGUUACAGCCUUAUUCUAAAAUUAAUUAAAUUGUUUUUUUCCCCCCUCAUCAAUCUACACACAAUACCCCAUAACGACAAAGCAAAAUAGGUUUUUAGAAAUGUUAGAACAUUUAUAAAAUAAAAUAAAACGGAAAUAUCACAUUUACAUAAGUAUUCAGACCCUUUACUCAGUACUUUGUUGAAGCACCUUUGGCACCGAUUACAGCCUCGAGUCUUCUUGGGUAUGAUGCUACAAGCUUGGCACACCUGUAUUUGUGGAGAUCCUCACAUUCUUCUCUGCAGAUCCUCUCAAGCUCUGUCAGGUUGGAUGGGGAGUGUCGCUGCACAACUAUUUUCAGGUCUCUCCAGAGAUGUUAGAUCGGGUUCAAGUCCGGGCUCUGGCUUGGCCACUCAAGGACAUUCAGAGACUUGUCCCGAAGCCACUCCUGCGUUGUCUUGGCUGUGUGCUUAGGGUCGUUGUCCUGUUGGAAGGUGAACCUUCACCCCAGUCUGAGAUCCUGAGCGCUCUGGAGCAGGUUUUCAUCAAGGAUCUCUCUGUACUUUGCUCCGUUCAUCUUUCCAACAGGAUGGUGCAAGGUUUCCUCCAGACGUGAGCUUGGCAUUCAAGCCAAAUAGUUGAGUCUUGGUUUCAUCAGACCAGAGAAUCUUGUUUCUUAUGGUCUGAGUCCUUUAGGUGCCUUUUGGCAAACUCCAAGUGGGCUGUCAUGUGCCUUUUACUGAGGAGUGGCUUCCGUCUGGCCACUCCACCAUAAAGGCCUGAUUGGUGGAGUGCUGCAGAGAUGGUUGUCCUUCUGGAAGGUUCUACCAUCUUCACAGAGGAACUCUGGAGCUCUGUCAGAGUGACCAUCGGGUUCUUGGUCACGUCGUUGACUAAGGCCCUUCUCUCCUGAUUGCUCAGUUUGGCCUGGCGGCCAGCUCUAGGAAGAGUCUUGGUGGUUCCAAACUUCUUCCAUUUAAGAAUGAUGGAGGCCACUAUGUUCCUGGGGACCUUCAAUGCUGCAAAAAAAAUGUGGUACCCUUCCCCAGAUCUGUGCCUCGACACAAUCCUGACUCGGAGCUCUACGGACAAUUCCUUCGACCUCAUGGCUUGGUUUUUGCUCUGACAUGCACUGUCAACUGUGGGACCUUAUAUAGACAGGUGUGUGCCUUUCCAAAUCAUGUCCAAUCAAUUGAAUUUACCACAGGUGGACUCCAAUCAAGUUUUGGAAACAUCUCAAGGAUGAUCAAUGGAAACAGGAUGCACCUGAGCUCAAUUUCGAGUCUCAUAGCAAAGGGUCUGAAUAUUUAUGUAAAUAAGGUAUUUCAGUGUUUUACUUUUAAUAAAGGGGCAAAAAAAUUCAAAAAGCCUGUUUUUGCUUUGUCAUUAUGGGGUAUUGUGUGUAGAUAGAUGAGCUUUUUAUUUAUUUAUUCAAUUUUAGAAUAAGGCUGUAACGUAACAAAAUGUGGGAAAAGUCAAGGGGUCUGAAUACUUUCCGAAUGCAAUGCACUGUAUUGGUCCCCCCCUAAUGCCAGAGGCCACAAUUGACGUCAGUUGUUUGUCUGGUGUCUUGUCCGAGAUGGUUAUUUUAUUUCAGUUUUUUUGGUAUUUUUCCCUUUUCAACGUGCGUACACACGCACACACACACAUAGACAGAGAGUCAUUAGGGAGUGAGUCACAGCUUUAGGUGGGGCGUUUGUUCGGGAGGGAAUGAAAAUAUACUAUCAGAAGGGAGGCCUGUCACUCCCAACAUGGCAGGGGACAGGAAACUAUAAAAAAUAACCAUUACAGGGUGUUUGUUGCACAUCAUACCUCGCAUGGCAAGCCACCAAACAUAAUAUAUCCCCAGUGUGGGCACAUUCCCUUGGUAAUGCUCAGCACUGCCUGUGCUAUAACAUGCUUGUGCUAAGCGAACUUCUUGUGAGUAUUGUUUAAGAGUGUCGUGACUGUAGUGUCUCUGAGACAUCUCUCUCUCUCUCUGUCCAUAGAGGUAAGCUGGGUGCGCUGCGUCUGAAGGUACGUCUGGUGGAGGACCAUAUCCUGCCCUCCAUGUACUACCAGCCUCUCAUUGACCUGCUGGUGCAGUCAGUCAUCUCUCCUGCUGAGGUCAACAUCACACUGCUGUCACAUACACAACCCAUUGUUAUUAACUCAUUCUACAGGAUAUUUUUCUGAUUUGUUCAACCACUAAUGUAUUACAUUUUUCAUGCCAUAUGAAGAUGCCAUGGUGCGUGAUUCCUUUCUAUGAAAAUAUAUUUCCUUCUUUAGAUUUCUUAGAAUAUGCCACAUCCUUCCACCACAGGGUUUAUACAGUAUAUAGAGCCUACUGUGCCCCAUGGCUGACAGACACAUAGCCAGCUUCCUCUCAUAAAUGAACACCUGGCUAAUAGGCCUUGACUAUCUCCACCCUCUGACCCACCCCAGGUGGAGGACGGCAGCCCCCUGAACAUGCUGGAGGAGGUGACCACGGUGGAGAGCCGGCAGGACGUGGCCAUGACCCUGGUCAAGAUCUACCUGGGGAAGGGCCUGGUGGUGCCCUUCCUGGACUACCUCAACACCCGCGAGGUCAACCACACCUGUAAGAGACACUGGCUGGCUGGGGAAUUUAACAAAGGACAGGAAAGUCAUAUUUUUGAGCGUAAUGCUUUUCUAGAUGCUCUUGUCAAAAAUCAUGGUUACAGUUGAAGUCUGAAGUUUAGAUACACCUUAGCCAAGUACAUUUAAAUUCAGUUUUUCACAAUUCCUGACAUUUAAUCCUAGUAAAAAUUCCCUGUCUUAGGUCAGUUAGGAUCACCACUUUAUUUUAAGAAUGAGAAAUGUCAGAAUAAUUGUAGAGAGAAUGAUUUAUUUCAGCUUUUUAUUUAUUUCAUCACAUUCCCAGUGGGUCAGAAGUUUACAUACACUCAAUUAUUAUUUGGUAGCAUUGCCUUUAAAUUGUUUAACUUAGGUCAAAUGUUUCAGGUAGCCUUCCACAAGCUUCCCACAAUAAGUUGGGUGAAUUUUGGCCCAUUCCUCCUGAUACAGCUGGUGUAACUGAGUCAGGUUUGUAGGCCUCCUUGCUCGCACACGCUUUUUCAGUUCUGCCCACACAUUUUCUAUAGGAUUGAGGUCAGGGCUUUGUGAUGGCCACUCCAAUACCUUGACUUUGUUGUCCUUAAGCCAUUUUGCCACAACUUUGGAAGUAUGCUUGGGGUCAUUGUCCAUUUGGAAGACCCAUUUGCGACCAAGCUUUAACUUCCUGACUGAUGUCUUGAGAUGUUGCUUCAAUAUAUCCACAUAAUUUUCCUUCCUCAUGAUGCCAUCUAUUUUGUGACGUGCACCAGACCCUCCUGCAGCAAAGCACCCCAACAGCAUGAUGCUGCCACCCCGUGCUUCAUGAUUGGGAUGGUGUUCUUUGGCUUGCAAGCAACCCCCUUUUUCCUCCAAACAUAACGAUGGUCAUUAUGGCCAAACAGUUCUAUUUUUGUUUCAUCAUACCAGAGGACAUUUCUCCAAAAAGUAUGAUCUUUGUCCCCAUGUGCAGUUGCAAACCGUAGUCUGGCUUUUUUAUGGCGGUUUUGGAGCAGUGGCUUCUUCCUUGCUGAGCGGCCUUUCAGGUUAUGUUGAUAUAGGACUCGUUUUUACUGUGGAUAUACAGUGGGGAGAACAAGUAUUUGAUACACUGACGAUUUUGCAGGUUUUCCUACUUACAAAGCAUGUAGAGGUCUGUAAUUUUUAUCAUAGGUACUAUUCAACUGUGAGAGAUGGAAUCUAAAUUGUAUGAUUUUUAAGUACUUAAUUUGCAUUUUAUUGUAUGACAUAAGUAUUUGAUACAUCAGAAAAGCAGAACUUAAUAUUUGGUACAGAAACCUUUGUUUGCAAUUACAGAGAUCAUACGUUUCCUGUAGGUCUUGACCAGGUUUGCACACACUGCAGCAGGGAUUUUGGGCCACACCUCCAUACAGACCUUCUCCAGAUCCUUCAGGUUUCGGGGCUGUCGCUGGGCAAUACGGACUUUCAGCUCCCUCCAAAGAUUUUCUAUUGGGUUCAGGUCUGGAGACUGGCUAGGCCACUCCAGGACCUUGAGAUGCUUCUUACGGAGCCACUCCUUAGUUGCCCUGGCUGUGUGUUUCGGGUCGUUGUCAUGCUGGAAGACCCAGCCACGACCCAUCUUCAAUGCUCUUACUGAGGGAAGGAGGUUGUUGGCCAAGAUCUCACGAUACAUGGCCCCAUCCAUCCUCCCCUCAAUACAGUGCAGUCGUCCUGUCCCCUUUGCAGAAAAGCAUCCCCAAAGAAUGAUGUUUCCACCUCCAUGCUUCACGGUUGGGAUGGUGUUCUUGGGGUUGUACCCAUCCUUCUUCCUCCUCCAAACACGGCGAGUGGAGUUUAGACCAAAAAGCUCUAUUUUUGUCUCAUCAGACCACAUGACCUUCUCCCAUUCCUCCUCUGGAUCAUCCAGAUGGUCAUUGGCAAACUUCAGACAGGCCUGGACAUGCGCUGGCUUGAGCAGGGAGACCUUGCGUGCGCUGCAGGAUUUUAAUCCAUGACGGCGUAGUGUGUUACUAAUGGUUUUCUUUGAGACUGUGGUCCCAGCUCUCUUCAGGUCAUUGACCAGGUCCUGCCGUGUAGUUCUGGGCUGAUCCCUCACCUUCCUCAUGAUCAUUGAUGCCCCACGAGGUGAGAUCUUGCAUGGAGCCCCAGACCGAGGGUGAUUGACCGUCAUCUUGAACUUCUUCCAUUUUCUAAUAAUUGCGCCAACAGUUGUUGCCUUCUCACCAAGCUGCUUGCCUAUUGUCCUGUAGCCCAUCCCAGCCUUGUGCAGGUCUACAAUUGUAUCCCUGAUGUCCUUACACAGCUCUCUGGUCUUGGCCAUUGUGGAGAGGUUGGAGUCUGUUUGAUUGAGUGUGUGGACAGGUGUCUUUUAUACAGGUAACGAGUUCAAACAGGUGCAGUUAAUACAGGUAAUGAGUGGAGAACAGGAGGGCUUCUUAAAGAAAAACUAACAGGUCUGUGCUAGCCGGAAUUCUUACUGGUUGGUAGGUGAUCAAAUACUUAUGUCAUGCAAUAAAAUGCAAAUUAAUUACUUAAAAAUCAUACAAUGUGAUUUUCUGGAUUUUUGUUUUAGAUUCCGUCUCUCACAGUUGAAGUGUACCUAUGAUAAAAAUUACAGAUCUCUACAUGCUUUGUAAGUAGGAAAACCUGCAAAAUCGGCAGUGUAUCAAAUACUUGUUCUCCCACUGUAGAUACUUUUGUACGUGUUUCCUCCAGCAUCUUCACAAGGUCCUUUGCUGUUGUUCUGGGAUUGAUUUGCACUUUUCCCACCAAAGUACGUUCAUUUCUAGGAGACACAACGCGUCUCCUUCCUGAGCGGUAUGACGGCUGCGUGGUCCCAUGGUGUUUAUACUUGCAUACUAUUGUUUGUACAGAUGAACGUGGUACCUUCAGGCAUUUGGAAAUUGCUCCCAAGGAUGAACCAGACUUGUGGAGGUCUACAAUUUUUCUUCUGAGGUCUUGGCUGAUUGUUUUGAUUUUCCCAUGAUGUCAAGCAAAGAGGCACUGAGUUUGAAGGUAGGCCUUGAAAUACAUCCACAGGUACACCUCCAAUUGACUCAAAUUAUGUCAAUUAGCCUAUCAGAAGCUUCUAAAGCCAUGACAUCAUUUUCUGGAAUUUUCCAAGCUGUUUAAAGGCACAGUCAACUUAGUGUAUGUAAACUUCUGACCCACUGGAAUUGUGAUACAGUGAAUUAGAAGUGAAAUAAUCUGUCUGUAAACAAUUGUUGGAAAAAUUACUUGUGUCAUGCACAAAGUAGAUGUCUUAACCGACUUGCCAAAACUAUAGUUUGUUAACAAGAAAUUUGUGGAGUGGUUGAAAAACGAGUUUUAAUGACUCCAACCUAAGUGUAUGUAAACUUCCGACUUCAACUGUAUAUGACAACUGAGUCUCUUGGAUGUAGUGAAACAAAUCCCUGUGCAGCUGUGAACAACCAGACAGUGUGUAGGUUAAGGUAGUGUACAGUAUAGGAAGGAGCUUUGAGUGUAUGUGUGCUAGGCAGAUUUUAAAAAGCCCCGCUGAUCACUUGCUCUUGUUCCUGUGUAUCCCACACAGGCUGUUGCUGGUAUUUAACUCUGAUUUGACGCUCUCUCUCUAAUCGCAGCAGCAGCCACGGUCGGUCUGUGUGGGCGGGCGGUGCAGCACUAUAUUAAUCAGACCUCCAGAAAUUAUUCAACCUUACAGUCAUUUGACAAAUUCGGGGUGUUCAUUAAUUACAGUGCAAUCGAAAAGUAUUGACACCCCUUUACUUUUUUCACAUUUUGUUACGUUACAGCCUUAUUCUAAAAUGGAUUAAAUUAAAAAUGUUCCUCAUCAAUCUACACACAAUACCCCAUAAUGACAAAGCAAAAACAUAUAUUUAUAAAAUUUUUGCAAAUGUAUUAAAAAUAAAAAACCGAAAUACCUUAAGUACCCUUUGCAAUGAGACUCAAAAUUGAGCUCAGGUGCAUCCUGUUUCCAUUGAUCUUCCUUGAAAUGUUUCUACAACUUGAUUGGAGUCCACGUGUGGGAAAUUCAAUUGAUCUGACAUUUAUUGGUCCCAAAGUUGACAGUGCACGUCAGAGCAAAAACCAAGCCAUGAGGUCGUAGGAAUUGUCCGUAGAGCUCCGAGACAGGAUUGUGUCGAGGCACAGAUCCGGGGAAGGGUACCAAAUAAUGUCUGCAGCAUUGAAGGUGCCCAAGAACACAGUGGCCUCCAUAAUUCUUAAAUGGAAUAAGUUUGCAACCACCAAGACUCUUCCUAGAGCUGGCCGCCCAGCCAAACUGAGCAAUCCGGGUAGAAGGGCAUUGGUCAGGGUGGUGACCAAGAACCUGAUAGUCACUCUGAAAGAGCUCCAGAGUUCCUCUGUGGAGAUGGGAGAACCUUCCAGAAGGACAACCAUCUCUGCAGCACUCCACCAAUCAGGCCUUUAUGGUAGAGUAUCAAGACGGAAGCCACUCCUCAGUAAAAGGCACAUGACAGCUCGCUUGAAGUUUUCCAAAAUGCACCUAAAGGACUCAGACCAUGAGAAACAAAAUUCUCUGGUCUGAUGAAACAAAGAUUUAACUCUUUGGCCUGAAUGCCAAGCGUCAUGUUUGGAGGAAACCUGGCACCAUCCCUACGGUGAAGCAUGGUGGUGGCAGCAUCAUGCUGUGGGGAUGUUUUUCAGCGGCAGGGACUGGGAGACUAGUCAGGAUUGAAGGAAGAUGAAAGGAGCAAAGUACAGAGAGAUCCUUGAUGAAAACCUGCUCCAGAGCACAUGACCUCAGACUGGGGUGAAGGUUCACCUUCCAACAGGACAACAACCCUAAGCACACAGCCAAGACAAUGCAGGAGUGGCUUCAGGACAAGUCUCUGAAUGUCUUUGAGUGGCCCAGCCAGAGCCCGGACUUGAACCAGAUCGAACAUCUCUGGAGAGACCUGAAAAUAGCUGUGCAGCGACGCUCCCCAUCCAACCUGACAGACCUUGAGAGGAUCUGCAGAGAAGAAUGGGAGAAACUCCCCAAAUACAGGUGUGCCAAGCUUGUAGCGUCAUACCCAAGAAGACUCAAGGCUGUAUUCGCUGCCGAAGGUGUUUCAACAAUGUCUUGAGUAAAGGAUCUGAAUACUUAUGUAAAUGUGAUAUUAGUCUUUUAAUUUUUUAUUUUUUUUAAACAUUUCUAUAAACCUGUUUUCGCUAUGUAAUUAUGGGCUAUUGUGUGUAGAUUGAUGAGGAAAACAAGUAAUUUAAUCAAUUUUAGAAUAAUGGUCUAAUGUAACAAAAUGUGGAAAAAGUCAAUGGGUCUGAAUGCUUUCCGAAUGCACUGUAUGUUCCUUUCUCCAGGCUAAGUCAUAAGGAGUUUUGUUGUGCUCUUUUUUUUCACUUUCUGUUAGUGUGGCUUGCGAUAACAAGCAAAGUUUCCAUAGCAACUCCACACGAUCAAGAUCAAAAUAGAUGUUGGGUUGUAGAAAUAUGUGUGAGGGGGAAAAAAAGUGAGAAAAAAAUCUAGACAUGCAUUUAUACUGUAGAAGUGGUGUGGUGGAACAAACUUUAAACAUCCUUUUUAAUGUGAUAACAGAGCAGGUAGCUCCUUCCCCAUCUCUUCUCACAAAUGAUCUUCAGGCCUACAACUACACUGAACAAAAAUAUAUACGCAACAUGCACCAAUUUCAUAUAAGGAAAUCAGUCAAUCACAUGACUUGGAAUACAGAUAAUCAUCUGUUGGUCACAGAUACCUUUAAAAAAAGGUUGGGCGUGGAUCAGAAAACCAUUCAGUAUCUAGUGUGACCACCAUUUGCCUCAUGCAGCGCGACACAUCUCCUUCGCAUAGAGUUGAUCAGGCUGUUGAUUGUGGCUUGUGGAAUGUUGUCCUACUCCUCUGCAAUGGCUGUGUGAAGUAGCUGGAUAUUGGCGGGAACCGGAACACGCUGUCGUACACCAUAGCAUCCCAAACAUGCUCAAUGGGUGAUAUGUCUGUUGAGUAUGCAGGCCAUAGAAGAACUGGGACAUUUUCAGCUUCCAGGAAUUGUGUACAGAUCCUUGCGACAUGGGGCCAUGCAUUAUCAUGCUGAAACAUGAGGUGAUGGUGGCGGAUGAAUGGCACGAUAAUGGGCCUCAGGAUUUCGUCACGGUAUCUCUGUCCAUUCAAAUUGCCAUCAAUAAAAUGCAAUUGUGUUCGUAGCUUAUGCCUGCCCAUACCAUAACCCCACCGCCACCAUGGUGCUCUCUGUUCACAACGUUGACAUCGCCAAACCACUCGCCCACACGACGCCAUAUACGCUGUCAGUCAUCUGCCCGGUACAGUUGAAAUCCGGAUUCAUCCGUGAAGAGCACACUUUUCCUGCGUGCCAGUGGCCAUCGAAGGUGAGCAUUUGCCCACUGAAGUCGGUUAAUUACGACGCUGAACUGCAGUUAGGUCAAGACCCUGGUGAGGACAACGAGCACGCAGAUAAGCUUCCCUGGGAUGGUUUCUGACAGUUUGAGCAGAAAUUAUUCGGUUGUGCAAACCUACAGUUUCAUCAGCUGUCCGGGUGGCUGGUCUCAGACGAUCCCGCAGGUAAAGAAGCCGGAUGUGGAGAUCCUGGGCUGGCGUGGUUACACGUGGUCUGCUGUUGUGAGGUCGGUUGGACGUACUGCCAAAUUCUCUAAAACGACAAUGGAGGUGACUUAUGGUAGAGAAAUGAACAUUAAAUUAUCUUGCAACAACUCUGGUGGAUAUUCCUGCAGUCAACAUGCCAAUUGCACGCUUCCUCAAAACUUCAAAUAUCUGUGGCAUUGUAUUUCUUUUUAUUUAACUAGGCAAGUCAGUUAAGAACAAAUUCUUAUUUACAAUGACGGCCUACACCGGCCAAACCUGGACGACGCUGGGCCAAUUGUGCACCGCCCUAUGGGACUCCCAAUCACGGCCGGUUGUGAUACAGCCUGGAAUCGAACCUGGGGGUCUGUAGUGACGCCUCAAGCACUGAGAUGCAGUGCCUUAGAUCGCUGCACCACACUGGAGCCCAAUAUUGUGUGACAAAACUGCACAUUUUAGAGUGGCCUUUUAUUGUCCCCAGCACAAGCUGCACCUGUGUAAUGAUCAUGCUGUUUAAUCAGCUUCUUGAUAUGCCACACCUGUCAGGUGGAUGGAUUAUCCUGGGAUCUUUUAUUUCAGCUCAUGGAACAUGGGACCAACACUUUACAUGUUGCGUUUAUAUUUGUGUUCAGUAUAAAACACUUUACCCGGCAAUAGGUCAUAUCACUAUGCCUACGUCAAUGUUCCUCCCUCCAAGGAUAAAGGUAACUUGGGUAGCAAAUGGGGUCAAUGAAGUCCUCUAUGAAAAUAGAGUAGCGCUAGUAUUGAAGUAGCCCUAGUUAACCAAGAUCAAAAUGUGGUUUAUUACUCCUCUUAGCCCCAUACAGAGUGGUUUAGAAAUGUAUAUCCUACAUUCCUCUUCUCUUUAAUGUAUCUCUCUGACAGUGGAUCCAAACACCCUGUUCCGGUCCAACUCUCUAGCUUCUAAAGCCAUGGAGCAGUUCAUGAAGGUGAGUAGAAUCCAGGAAAUUCUCAUCAUGUUGUCUGGGCAUGAUCCCUCUGUCAAUCCAACGUGUUAGCUUGAUUCUCUCUUGACAGUCUCACUAUGCUCUUACCGGUCCCACGGUAAAGCACGAUAGCCUAGUCCUAUAGACAUGGGAAUGACUUAAAUCUAAGAACCACUAUUGUUCUGAAUAACUAGCAUUAGCUGUGUAAACUGGCUGGAUAAAUAGUAAAAAAGCUUUGAAUGGAUGUUUUCUAAAUGUGAGGUAUUGUGCACUGGCAGGCUGUGGGGAUGCUGUACCUUCAUGAGGUCCUGAAGCCCAUCAUUAACCGCAUCUUUGAGGAGAAGAAGUACAUUGAGCUGGACCCGUGUAAAAUUGAUCUGAACAGAAGCAGGUAAACAGAAAAUACUGGUGUCGAAAUACAGGUGUGAAAAUGAUUGUUUACAGCCUCAGAGAUAUACUAGUUUCCUGGAUAACAACACAUAACAUCUACAGUAUAUGAGACUUGCAUCACAGCAUAAUACCCACCUACUCCACAGUGUGACUAGAGACGACAACAUCAAGACAAGAAAAGGAAUGUAAAAAUGGGGGAAGUUUGUUGCCUGGCAACCAGAGAGAACCCCCCUGAGAUGCCUAUCUCUGACACCCACCCAUCUCCAGUACCUAUCAUCCCUAUAUCUGCCCAGACCAGAUCUGAUCAUUUACACAGACUGAUCCUACAUCUCCUUAGACUUAACCUGCUAUUUACUGUACCACUAUGCUAUCUGUCCACAUUUGUGCUCAAGUUUCCACAGACGGCAUAACACUGAUGCAUCUAUUGAGACAUGAAAUGUAUAGAUGUUGAUGUAUUGAUUUGGCCAGUGCACAGACUUCAUAAUUAGUGACAAUGCUGUCUGUACAAAGCAAAGGUCACAGUAUGGGUCCCGCAGGCCCUUGUGUUUCAGAGCUCCAUUGAAUUGUCAGUAUACAUUUCAUUUCAAUGUAACACUGACUCCUCUCUUUUGCUCUGGAGGCGUAUCUCAUUUAAAGGUGCGGUGUCUGAGGCUGAGGUGAGGGAGAGCAGUGUGGAGAUGCUGCAGGGCUAUCUGUCCAACAUCGUGGAGUCCAUCGUUGGGUCAGUUACCCAGUGUCCUCCUGUCAUGAGGGUGGCCUUCAAACAGCUGCACAAGGGGGUGGAGGAGCAGUUCCCUGAGCCAGAGAACAAGGUCUGUUUCACACCCAGAGGUCAAGGGGUCAAAUUCAGCUACAAAGGUCACCUAGAUUUCAAUGCUGGAUAGAGAAUAGACAUGGGGAUGUUGUCAGUGCAUUUAUUUUCUUUUAUUAAUCUCUGUUGCACUCCUUCCCUCCUGGCCCUCUCCCCACAGGAUGUGAAGUAUCUGGCCAUCAGUGGGUUUUUCUUCCUGCGUUUCUUUGCCCCUGCUAUCCUCACACCCAAGCUCUUUCACCUGAGGGACCAGCAUGCAGAUACACGCACCAGCAGAACACUGUUACUACUGGCCAAGGUACUGUGCCCUUGCACGUACACACUCUCACGGACACACACACACACACACACGUGCACACACACACACACAAACGCACGUGCACACACACAUGCACAGAACCCCCCCCCCCAAACAGACCGUUUUUAUCCUACAACAGUGCCACACAGUCCUGCACAGUGAAACAGCAGUGGAGAAUAUAGUUGCUGUCCAUGGUGCUGAAGUCCUGUUGCUAUGGGUCCUCUACAGAGAAUGUUCUAUUUUUACCUCUGUGUGCGGCCAGGCUGGGGUUCAAAGCAGAGCUUCAGAGAGGGGUUUCCUCUGCGCCCCAUGCCAGGUGUGGGCAGGACAAAGAGGGCCUCACAGCAAGCCUGCUCACUGGGAUGUUUGAUGUUACUCAGAGAGAGAGAGGGGUGUAGUAGUCUGUUACAGAAAGCACAAGCACAUCCUGAUUAUACUGUGCUGCUCAUUUAAUAUCAGAAUUGAUAACGAUACUCCCUGUCCAUUUGACAGAUGGUAAGUUAUGGUUACAGGAGAGAGUGGUGGGUGAACAUGGCUGUGUUUCUCUGUGCGCCAGGCAGUGCAGAGUGUGGGGAACCUGGGUUUGCAGCUGGGCCACGGCAAGGAGCUGUGGAUGGAGCCCCUGCAUCCCAUCAUCCUGUAUAGCGUGGCCUCUGUUAAAGACUUCCUGGACAAGCUCAUCGACAUCGACCACGAUAGCGGUAAGAAGCACCAGCAGGACACUGUUUAUUCAGUAAUGCAUAAGGCCUGGAGUUUUUCCUCACCAUGUCACCAGACCAGGGGAAAAUCUAGGCCCUAGUAGUAAUGCAUCAGUAGCCUGCUGAAGAGCAAGCAGGUAACCGUAGAGAUCAGAGAUAAGGUAGAGCCACUGGGUGGGGGGGGGGAACAGAACAGCAAAGUUUGGCUGGGCACCUAUCCGGGCAGGCUAACCCACCAGGUGCCAGUGUGGCAAGGCCAGUUAUUACUGGUAUCAAUAGAUACAAAAGACCCACUGGUGAAAUAUUCAUAGGCAGCUGGGAGCUGAUACUGGGACUAAAAUGGAGCGCGGUGGGCUGUGCGUGGAACUGUGGAGCCCUCGCCACCCCUACACACCCACUGUAUACAUAGCACACCUAUGCCCUUUUCUCAUCAUCACGUGUCAGCGAGUCUGUUGUUGUGAUCCAUCUUACCCCUCUGAAAUAUCAUGUUCCAAUCUCCAUGUCAUCUCAGCACUUGAUGUGAAUGUGUUAUGCAGGAGUGCAUUUGUAUUGUUCCAUCUGUCUGAGGGUGUGCCAGUGUUAAAUUUGGCACUCUUUUAUAGAUUUAGUCUAGUCUUAGUCAUUUUGACUAAAAUAUCAUUAAGUCACAUUUUUGUCAUUUGAAUAAUGAUUUAGUCUAGUUAUUGUUAAAAUGACUAAAAUAGUGGGCCAUUUUAGUCAACAAAAUGCCCUUUAAUUUUAGUCACAUCACAUUUGUAUUGCCACAUUAACCUAUAGGUGCACAAACAUACAUAGCCUUGUCCUGCCAACAUAUUGUUAUGCAUAACAUCCUAUUCUCUUCCCAACAGCAGAAAUACUGUAUGAAAUAAGUCAGAGUAAAUAGAUAUUGCACAUUACAUACAAAACAAACUGACACACGCAAGCGCAAACUGACACACACAAUCACCAGAUGGUUCCGCAAAGUAUUGGCAAAGUAGUAUGGGUUGGACCUCCGUCACUCGGUCACGUCAUUGCCAUUGUUAUCAAGGUUCCACAGACGCCGCAGCCACAUUGGUGUCCAAAAGUAAAAAGGGGGCUAAUGACUUUGAACGGGAGCUAAUGACUGUUUUGCCCAGUGAUGUAGUAGAGUCACUAAACCUCAAGUCCGAAUCAAGUCUCGAGUCUCAGUCCAAGUCCGAGUCACCAAUGGUUGAGACACGAGUCCCUAUGGCUGAAGUCUGUGUCCCAGUGCUUGAGUCCUGGUCCAAGUGCUCAAGUCUGAGUCACUGGGUCCACAUUAAAUCAAAAGAAAGUUAUUUAUCCAGUCAGAUAUAGUGUAGUGGCAAGAGGAAUUUAGUCUAUUAAUUGUUUGCUAUCCCUUUCCUUUCUGUGCCGCCAAAUGUUUGCAUAUAGGCUACUAGUAAUGUUACAUUUACAUUUUAGUCAUUUAGCAGACGCUCUUAUCCAGAGCGACUUACAGUGAAUGCAUACAUUAUUAUAGUUUUUUUAAUAUAUACUGGCCCCCCAUGGGAAUCAAACCCACAACCCUGGCGUUGCAAACACCAUGCCCUACCAACUGAGCUACAUCCCUGCCGGCCAUUCCCUCCCCUACCCUGGACGACGCUGGGCAAAUUGUGCGCCGCCCCAUGGGUCUCCUGGUCGCGGCCGGCUACGACAGAGCCUGAUGCAGUGCCUUAGACCAAUGGACCACUGGGUUACCAGGGCCACGUUCAGUUCCAAAACGUUCUUGAACGUUGCAGAUAGAAAUGCCAUGAACAGAACCAAUGUUAUUCCUUAUUCAACAUAUCAGAGAGGCAUGUUUGUUCUACAUAGCUUAUUUCUAUCUGAACGUUCCAAAACGUUGAGUCCUGCUGAACGUGUGUCAGGUUGGCUAUAGCUAGCUAAUGAGGUAGCAUGACUGAACAAGGUGUAGCCUAAACAAAGGGUUAACGGUCAGGUCCGCAAGUAGCCUAGUUUUAGAACGGCCUGAGAUAUGCUUUAUGAAUGUAAAAUACUGCCCGCCAAUGCACGACAGAAAAAAAAUAAUCAUAGCGUCAUAUCUUUUGAAAGGUAAGGGCUAGAAUCAAGCCGUUUUCUCUGAGGAAAAGAGUGAGACUUGGCUACGUUGGCUACAGAACCUGGCUAUGAAAUGGGAGGGUUGAGCUUACUCAAGCGAGAUAAAAACAUAGCUAGACUGUUGUUUUACUAUUAAACUUAAUGCGGUUAUGCGUUGUAAUUUCGUAAAGAAGCUUGUGUUUCCCAACCAGGCAAAGGGUAGCUAACUAGAAGGAUGGUGGUGACUGGUUAGCUAUGGGGAAGCAAGAGAGUCGCCUGCGCGAUGUGUAUAAUCCGUGCAGGAGCAGAGCCUGUCUGCCUGUCUUCCCACACAUCGCUUGUUCCCACGCAGCUGAUGUGUGCCGGGUGUGGCGCGUCCUUCCCAUUGCUGAACAAAACUGCGACUACGCUGCGCGUUUGUGCUGCUAAUAUUAAUUGUGCUUAUCACUGAAAAGCUCUAAAUCUCUCCAAAAACUAUUGUCCAGUCCACUUACUAGUUGUCAGAUUUUAGUCACCGAGAUGAUUUUGUCUCCUGUCGUUUUAGUCAACUGAAAAAAAGAAAGAAAAGUUUAGUUAUAGUUUAUUCUGUGUAUAUUUAGUCAGUUAUAGUCUAAUCAAUUGCCACUGAAAAAUAGGUGUUUGACUGACUUGGGCAGGAGCUCACCAGAGCUGAGUACCAGCACCUCAAAUGUUCUACUGCUUGAGCUCCUGUUUCUCUUAUAGAAUAUUAGCUCAAAAGUAUUGUGGCGCGCCUGCACCUAAAUAUAAACAGUACCGGCACCCAACAUGAGUACCAGCACCAAUUUCAGUCCAAGUCCAAAUAUUUCAGUCACUAUUUUUGAUGAAUUUAACACUAGGGUGUGCUGAACACAAGGGUGACUAGGGAGGCAAGAUGACACAAACAAAGAUGUACAAUGAGAUAAUGCAUAAUGUGCUGUAAUGUAAUUCAUCAGUAUGUAUACAUUAACCAUAACUAUACUGCUACAGCUCCACCUUGUGUCCAUAUUGCUAAAAAGUAGAACUUCUGUUUCUGUGCUCCCCUUUAUCACCCAUCUUAUUUCUCUCUUCCUUUCUCACACCCCCUUCCCCUUCCCCUCCGUCACUGUACCUCUUCCCUUUUUUUUCUCCCUCUCUUUUCUCUCUCGCUCUCUCUGUCUGUCUGCAGUGUCUGAGGUGCCCCAGAGGGCUGUGUUCCUGCCCUCAGUGACAGUGAAGGAGGGAUAUCUCCAGAGGCACAAGGCCGAAGGCCCCCAGCUCCUGUCCCGCUUUUCCUUCAAGAAGCGAUACUUCUGGCUGAGCAGUGAGACGCUGUCCUACGCCAAGACCCCGGACCCCUGGCAGGUCUGAUCCCCACAUACACUCUCUACAGAAACCUACCCAUGACCAGCUCUAAUGGCAAUUCCUCCACUCUGUUACGUCAGAUAAAGACGGACAAGAAAACAUUAAGGAUCAAAGUCCUCUGAAAGUAACUCAUUAUAACAAGGUAACACAAUUUCCUCUGGUGAUGAAUUGGCUCCUGUACCCUUCAAAGGGUGUUUGAUCGUCAUCCUGCCUCAUAAAAAACAACAACAUUUUAAUCAUCCCUCUGCCUUCAUUUAUUUGUGUUUCUCUCUGUAUGACAACAUCAUUAGUGGGUGGCUAUUAUCAUGUAAUGCCCAGUCUUUUGAUAAUGAGCUUCUCUCAUUUGCCUAGUCAGUCCAGGACAGGAGUGGGGAUGAGGGAGAGGGAGAGAUUGAAAUGGGGUAGAAGGGGAAGGAAGAGAGAGGGACAGAGAGCAAGUGAGCGAAAAAGAGAACAAGAGAGAGGGGGGAGAGUGAGAAAGAGAGGGAUAGAGAUAGGGAGGGGGGGGGGGGCAGAGAAAGAAAGAGAGCGAAAGAGAGAGAGAGAGAUGUAGGGAAUAGGCCAGUAAAAGAGGGUUCUCUUUGAACAGGCUUCUUCCUUUGUGUGGCUGGAAUAAAGGCUAGGUUAAUUGAAGGCUGUGGAUAUUCAUACUAUCGUUGCAAAUCCAACUGUGGACAAUAUCCCCUCGCCCCUCCCACUGUGCUCUAGCCUGAGUGAGGCAGGCUCCCCAUGGAAGUGGCUGAUUUACACAUUAAAGCAGCCUUUCUGACAUUUUUCUCCUGCCCUGCUCUCUCACACUUUCUUCUCCAUCUCUCCACAACUCUUUUCUUUUCAGUCCUUUUUCUUUGAAAAAUGGUCUUGAAUUGCAUAAUACUUAAUAAAAAGUAGGGGAAGGAUGAAAGCAGACAUACUGUAUCUACUGUACCCGUAAGGGUGGCACUUGAAGCCGGGCCUAAACUCGCCUGAGGAAUAUAGCUGAUAGCUGAAUGAUUAAUUUGAUGUGUAUUUGCCUGCAUCAGAAAAUUACCUCCAAAGAGUAAUACAGGAGUGCCACAUGGAGAUGUGUGUAUACUGAUACUGUGUUAUGUGUGUAUCCUGCAGGUGCGCUCCUCCAUUCCCAUCCAGUGUGUGUGUGCUGUGGAGAGAGUGGAUGAGAAUGCCUUCCAACAGCAGCAUGUGAUGCAGGUCGUCACUCAGGACAACGAUGGACAGAUGCACACAAUCUAUAUCCAGUGCAAGGUACUGACAGACCUCCAGUCACUGACCACACUAUUACUGACCACACCAGUACUGACCUUGACUGGGUUGACUUUGUGGUGCUUUCUUUUCAUCACUGUGAUGUUUGAGUAUAGUCAUGGAAAUACCUGUUCUCUGUGGUUUGUGUGUACGCUGGGACUGACCUGAGUGUUGUGUAUGUCUGUCUGUGUCUGCAGAAUGUGAAUGAGUUGAACCAGUGGCUGUCAGCCAUCAGGAAGGCCAGUAUCUACAACAGGCGCAUGCUGCCCUCCUUCCACCCGGGGGCAUACCGCAGUGGCAAGUGGACCUGCUGUCUAAAGGCCGACCGCACUAGUAAUUAAAAUAUUGACUUAUGUAGGAAGCUUUGUUAAAGUACCACACACACAUAACAUGUUAGUGCUUCCUUAACACUUCAUAAUUAUAUUUUUAUCUCACAUUUAUGUGCACUACUCUUACACCAGCCCAUAUUUGUUUGCUCACAUAGACUGAGAAUCUCACAGACAGAGUAGAAAAGUGAAUACACUGUAUGGCCCCUCUCUCUUGUUCAGCUUUAGGUUGCAGUCGCACUCACUCUGCAGUGACUCUGGGUGACUGGAGUGACCCACUGGAUCCAGACGCAGAGACUCAGACCAUCUACAAACAGCUUCUUCAGGGAAGAGAAAAGCUCAGGUCAGUGGCAUACACUUUGACAUGAGACAUUUGAAGGCUAUGAUAAACCUUCUCAGACAGACAGACAGGGUGCAGUUCAUUUACUUGUCACAAGGGGUCUACAUUGCAACACUAGGACUACUUUUAUUCAUUAGAAUAUAGCCUGUAACUCAGGAACACAUCAGUGUGGAUUGUUAUGUUCAGCCUCUCUCACACAAUGUUUUCAAACUCUGUUACACACUGUCUAAACAUUGAUAAACAUGCUGAUCAGUGUGUUAAUGUAAGUGUGCUGUGCUGUGCUGUGCUGUGCUGUGCUGUGGCCUGGGCUGUGUGCUAACAGGAAGCAGUAUGUGGAGGUGGAGGCUGAGAUGACCACAGAAGAGAAUAGACUGAACUCUGGGCAGCUCCCUGGUGAGAGACUGUCAAAGCAGUGCCUUUUUUAAUAUGCAGUUUGAACAGUUGUAACACCUUAGCUGUCAGAGAGGUUGCUUCCCUAGACCCUUGUACUGUCAUUUAAAGCAUUCACAUUGCUUCAAAUAUCUCUCUCUCUCUCUCUCCCCCAGAUGGAGCAGACUGUAGUGUGGAGCUCCUGAAGCACAGGCAGGCUGCAGCGGCUCGGCUACUGGGAGUGGUUCUGGAUCUGGAGCAGGCCCAUGAUGCCUUCCAGCGGCAGGAAAGAGAGGAGGCCGGCAGCCUCAUCCUGACCCCU
Molecule: messenger RNA, 20515 nt
Organism: Coregonus sp. 'balchen'
Lineage: Eukaryota; Metazoa; Chordata; Actinopteri; Salmoniformes; Salmonidae
Source: the annotation of a GenBank genome assembly